Molecule: messenger RNA, 1488 nt
Organism: Leishmania mexicana MHOM/GT/2001/U1103
Lineage: Eukaryota; Euglenozoa; Kinetoplastea; Trypanosomatida; Trypanosomatidae
Exons: 1
Coding region: 1-1488 (495 amino acids)
Molecular function (GO): protein binding
Source: RefSeq, a predicted model, not a curated record
AUGAGGCAGGGGAAGUCCACGAUGGAGCGACUCCGCAAUGCGUCGCACGUGUCGGACCUGCCAACUAUUAUCAAGCUCAUAAUGAAGCGCAACAUCGACAUCAAGAAGCCCGACGCGCAUGGCCGCACCUCACUGCACUACGCCUGCAUGAACAACAACAAGGUGCUGGUAUCCUACCUCCUCUCUCGCGGCGACAUUGAUGUGGACCUGAAGGACAAGGACGGCAAAACAGCGCUUCAGCUGACACCGGAGGCGUCACGGAGUGACAUGCGGCUUUUGUUUUCCAAGAUCAUGGCGAGCCGACAAGCGCGCGAGCCCCAGUCGGCGCAGAAGGGCGUGGAAGCGAAUGAACAGAUGCUGGACGAUGAUCUGCGCGAGUCCGACAAGGUGAGCCCCGCCACCAUGCUUAAGACUUUGAUGUGCCUGGUCCUGCCGCUGCUCUUCCUCAUCUUCUACAACGGCAUUGUCUUUGCGGUUCAGUUUAUUGCAGUAACGCUGUGCUUCUACUACGUUGCAGUGGCGUACUUUGUGUCCGAGGUGGCCAUUCGGCCGCCGUGGUACCACCACCACCCCGGUGCAAGCGCACUGACCAUGAAGGGGUGCCCGGACUACUGGCAAGGGUGGAUCUACGACCCCAAGACGGACUUCGGGCUGGAUUACGAGGAUGUCGAGUUCUCAUCGACUGACCACUACACGCUCCGCGGAUGGUACGUCCCGCCACCGCCGGGGAAGGCGAGGGAGAUUGGCAUUGUCCUCGUGCACGGCGGUGGCCGCGACCGUCGCUCGUGGGAGCGACAUGUGCCAUUCCUGCACAACGCCGGCUACGGCUGUUUGCUGUUCGACUUCCGUGAGCACGGCCUGAGUAGCGGCAAGAUGCGCGGUUUUACGUUUGGCAUGAAGGAACGCUUCGACGUUGUAGCGGCGUGCGCCCUCAUGCAGUCUAAGUACGGCUACCAGCGCAUCUGUGCCAUGGGCACCAGUGUCGGCGGCUCCUCGGUGUUAAUGGCUGCCGCCAUUGACAAGAACAUCGACGUGGUGAUCGCCGAGAACGCGAUCACCACGUCGGCGACGCUGCUGGAUCAGCAGAUGGUGAUGGUGCUCAGCGGCUACUUUGCCCAGAAACGGUAUAGCGUGGAGCUGUUCCGGCUGUUCCGCCAGUGCGCCACCUUCUGGCUGAACUGGCGCAUCGGCAACAAGCCGUCAAAACACUGUCAGGCCCUGCACUGUAUCGCCAAGAUAUCGCCAAGGCCGAUACUGCUCAUGCACGGCAUGAGCGACACUGUGGUGCCGAUGCGCCACUCGGAGAUUUUGUUCGAGACGGCCCUGGAGCCGAAGCAGCUGUACUUGUGUGAGGGCGCCUUUCACUGCGGCCUCUACAACACAAAGCCGGACGAGUACGAGGCUACGGUGCUCGGUUUUUUGGAGAAGUACGGCGCUGUCUCACCACUGCCCUCACCGUCGUCCCCGGAGAGCAAGAAGGAUCAGUAG